AUGUCGCAUCCUAGCAUCGUGGACGGUUGGUUUAGAGAGAUUAACGAUAAGAGUUUCCCUGGUCAAGCUUUUUCCCUGAGAGUCGAUAAGCUUUUGUACCAAUUUAAAAGUGAAUUUCAAGAUAUAUUGGUCUUUCAUAACGAUGUCUAUGGUAACGUCCUUGUUCUAGAUGGUAUCAUUCAAUGCACCGAGAAAGAUGAGUUCGCAUAUCAAGAAAUGAUUACACAUAUACCGUUGUAUUUGCAUAGUAAUCCAAAGAAAGUUCUGGUAAUCGGAGGUGGUGAUGGUGGUGUCAUUAGAGAAGUUCUCAAGCAUGACUGCGUAGAAAGCGUUACAUUGGUGGAAAUUGAUGAAACAGUUAUACAACUAUCUAAGAAAUAUUUACCAAACAUGUCCUGUGGAUUUACUAAUGAGAAACUUACAAUCAAAUUAGUUGAUGGUUUCCAAUUUUUGAAAGACUUGAGAAAUCAAGAUAAAUUUGAUGUUAUUAUCACAGAUAGUUCUGAUCCAGAAGGCCCUGCAGAAGCUUUUUUCCAAAGACAGUAUUUUCAAUUACUGAAAAAUGCUUUAAGUAACGAUAAUGGUAUUAUAAUUUCACAAACAUCUGAGAAUAUAUGGUUAAAUGUAAAUUAUUUGCAAAGGUUGACUGAGACUGCUCGAGAAGUUUUUACCAACGUUAAGUACUGUUCCACGAUGGUGCCUAGUUAUACUUCUGGACAACUUGGCCUUCUGGUGUGUACGAUGAACGAUCAAAUCGAUCUAACGGAGCCAACACGUUUUCCAACUACAUCAGAACAAUCUGAAUUAAGAUAUUAUAACAAAGAUAUCCAUUCGGCAUCUUUUGUGCUGCCAAAAUGGGUCGAGAACGAUCUCAAUUAG
This is a messenger RNA of Kazachstania africana CBS 2517, 879 nucleotides long. It is a transcript of the gene SPE4, whose product is annotated as spermine synthase. NCBI's taxonomy places the organism in Eukaryota, Fungi, Ascomycota, Saccharomycetes, Saccharomycetales, Saccharomycetaceae. Gene Ontology annotation, cellular component: cytosol. The record is from RefSeq and is a predicted model, not a curated record. Bases 1 to 879 code for a protein of 292 amino acids. The transcript has a single exon. Gene Ontology annotation, molecular function: spermidine synthase activity. Gene Ontology annotation, biological process: spermidine biosynthetic process.